Molecule: messenger RNA, 1244 nt
Organism: Polyodon spathula (Mississippi paddlefish)
Lineage: Eukaryota; Metazoa; Chordata; Actinopteri; Acipenseriformes; Polyodontidae
Gene: polr2l
Product: RNA polymerase II, I and III subunit L
Exons: 2
Coding region: 177-380 (67 amino acids)
Biological process (GO): transcription by RNA polymerase II; transcription by RNA polymerase I; tRNA transcription by RNA polymerase III
Cellular component (GO): RNA polymerase I complex; RNA polymerase II, core complex; RNA polymerase III complex
Molecular function (GO): zinc ion binding; DNA-directed RNA polymerase activity; DNA binding
Source: RefSeq, a predicted model, not a curated record
CCUUGCUCCGCAGUUGCCAGUGUGCGCGGAGGAGGGGACGGAUCGUUUUUAUUCUUUUCUCGGCGUGGUAUUCAUGCGUAGCGGCGUUAUCGUAGCGAUUAAGUGGAAACUGCAGCGUGAACUCUGCUUCGUGUGUUUGUUCUAGGAAUCCCCGGUUCAACCGAGCUGCCAAAAAAAUGAUCAUCCCGGUGCGGUGCUUCACGUGCGGGAAGAUCGUGGGAAACAAGUGGGAGGCUUACCUGGGCCUGCUGCAAGCCGAGUACACGGAGGGCGAUGCCCUGGACGCGCUCGGGCUGAAGCGCUACUGCUGCCGUCGCAUGCUGCUGGCGCACGUGGACCUCAUCGAGAAGCUGCUGAACUACGCGCCGCUGGAAAAGUGAGAGGAGCCACAGGACCACCGAACACUGACCCGAGCAAACCGGGGUGUGCGUGAUGACCUGGAACACACGCACACAGCCGAAAUGGGGGGCAGCCGUCACAAGCCACUAAUCCUUCUGUUCCCUCAGUUUUACAUUUCUUUCAAGACAUUGAAUUACAAUAUAUAUUAUUUACUGUGUGUUGUCUUUCCUCACGUUUUAGGUUAACAGUAAAAUUUGAAAAUAUGACACAGCUCCCUCGCUUUUAAUGACUUUAUUUCACUCUUGGGCAGGCAUGGGGGCAGUAAAUGGCAGUUCCGGCCCUCGUACAGUAAAAUACAGGUUUUACUGUUUGUUCAUCCAGUCAGAUGGCUAAAUAAAGGGAGUCCUGUAGUUGCAUUUUAGCCCAUAGAAAGCAUGUCUAGUUUUGAAUAUUUAGGCUGUUUCAAUGAUGCAAGAUGCUUCAGAAAGUUUCACUGCACAGAAAGGUCCAAGGGAGGGAGGAGAGUAGCUUCAGUAGGUCAAGCUGCAGUAUGACUGAAGAACCCACUCGCUCCCACCCAGGAUCAGUUCUAUUAUGCACGAUUUACAAAAAAAGAGUAAAAUCUGAUAAUUUCUUAACACAUCUUGUCUUGUGAUAUUGAUCAAAUCUGCCACAAGCUCCGGAGAGAGUAGAUUCAGUGUUGGUAUUGCACCUUAUCGUUCUGGAAGUAAGGAAGCCCUUUCAUGUGCCAGCCGGGUUCUAAAGCACUGCUUUCUCAUUAUAAGUUGGCACAGCCUCUUGCACCUGACGGCAGUGUUAUACUCUUUAUUGUAAUGCAUUUCCAAUGGGGUUGUGCUGCCUGGCUGCUAUGUGUUUUGGUCAAGAAAUAAAACAAUAUAACUGUU